Molecule: messenger RNA, 408 nt
Organism: Saccostrea echinata
Lineage: Eukaryota; Metazoa; Mollusca; Bivalvia; Ostreida; Ostreidae
Exons: 3
Coding region: 6-386 (126 amino acids)
Source: RefSeq, a predicted model, not a curated record
AAGACAUGAAAAUAGACGGUGCAGAGUUUGUAGAACUUGGUGGGAGAGCUGUACUAUGUGCCGAAGUUCCCAAAAGACAUAAAGAAGUAAAGUGGUCUAGGGUCAACCCUUAUUCAAAGAAAACAGAAAAAAUUGACUUAAGUCAUGACAAGUACAGCGGCAGCAGGAAAAACAUACUCAUUAUAAAUAGUAUGGAAGCUUGCGACUUCACAACGUACAAGGCUUCCGUAGAUGAUGUUACUGCUGAGAUUAAAUUAAAGGAAAAACAGGACGCCGAAGUAAAUACCCUCUGUAGAAAAAGAAAAGGAAGGAGAGAAGAACUCAAAUCAUUACUUAAGAGAUGUGACGCAGAAGGCAAAAGUCCUGAAAGAGACAUUUAUUAUUAGAUAUUCUUCGUUUACGUAACAG